This is a messenger RNA of Marchantia polymorpha subsp. ruderalis, 2443 nucleotides long. The record is from the annotation of a GenBank genome assembly. NCBI's taxonomy places the organism in Eukaryota, Viridiplantae, Streptophyta, Marchantiopsida, Marchantiales, Marchantiaceae.
GAGGUAACACAACACGUCAUUCCGCAAAACUUGACUUAACCCCUGUUCCGUAGAGGGGAUCAGAGGAGAAUAAUGCUCCUUAGUCCGUCGCGUGAUAAGCUUUCUUCCGUGUGGGACGAAAUUCCAUGUAAUGAACGUAGUCUCCAACAGGGUCUGUAACUCUGCCGUAUGUGAAACCCUGAACCCUAAACAAAUCUAAGCUCUGUCACGUGCACUGAAGAAGAAUACACAUUGUGUUCAGCGAAGUACGUCGGUCGAUGCAGAUUUUUCACUUCUUGAUGUUUCAGAGUUUCUAAUGUUGCUCUUUGAAAUGAAAAGGUUGAAGGUUACGAGAUUGUUCCUUGACGCGCAAGCAACUGGUUCUACGGUAUUUUAGUGUCACGGUGGAUUGCAGCUAAGACGUGAGCGAGAUUUACAGCUGUUGAUUGCGGUCGAACGCAUUGUUGUUUGAGACUUGUUUGUGUCGACGCUUAGCGUGUUACACGUUAAUCGAAUAUCAAUUGUGGAAGUAUGGCGACUUUCGGGACCAUUACUUCCACGGCUCCGCACAACCCGAACAAAUCAUUCGAGGUCGUACAGCCACCUACAGAUGGUAUCUCCAGUCUUACUUUCAGCCCUAAAGCAAAUUAUCUCGUGGCGACAUCGUGGGAUAAUCAGGUACGAUGCUGGGAGAUACAGCCGAAUGGAGGAAGUGUGCCUAAGGCAGCCAUGUCACACGACCAACCAGUGCUGUGCUCAAGUUGGAAGGACGAUGGGACCACCGUUUUCUCGGCGGGAUGUGACAAACAAGCGAAAAUGUGGCCUCUGCUCACAGGGGGAGCUCCAACUACUGUAGGGAUGCAUGAUGCUCCUAUCAGAGAGAUAGCGUGGAUUCCAGAAAUGAACCUAUUGGUCACCGGAAGUUGGGAUAAAACACUGAAAUAUUGGGAUACACGCCAGCAGGCCCCCGCACAUACCCAGCAGUUGACCGAACGCGUCUACGCCAUGAGUGUACGGCAUCCACUAAUGGUUGUAGCUACUGCAGAUCGUAACAUAGCAGUGUACAAUCUAGCGAAUCCUCAGACGGAGUACAAGCGACUUCCGUCGCCUUUGAAGUAUCAAACCAGGUGCAUCGCAACGUUCCCUGACAAGCAAGGAUUUUUGGUGGGUUCAAUUGAAGGCCGUGUGGCCGUGCAGCACAUUGACGAAGCACAGCAUCCAAAGAACUUUACAUUCAAAUGUCACCGUGAUAACAAUGACAUAUAUGCAGUGAACGCGAUAAACUUCCAUCCCGUGCAUGCAACCUUUGCUACAUCUGGUUCAGAUGGAGCUUACAACUUCUGGGACAAGGACAGUAAACAAAGACUUAAGGCUCUACAAAGAUGUAAUCAACCGAUUCCUUGCAGUACUUUCAACAGCGAUGGCACUAUUUUCGCUUAUGGGGUGAGUUAUGACUGGAGUAAAGGUGCUGAGAAUCACAAUCCUUCUCAAGCUCGCAAUUACAUCCUUCUCCAUCCUACUCAGGACUCUGAAGUAAAAACGAAACCUCGAGUCACAACGAGUGGAAGAAAAUAGAUGACUUCCAGAAAAGUCUACAGUUUUGAAACUUCCAUUGUACAACGGACUGUCUGGUGAAAUCUUCUGCUUUCUGCACGCUAGGAAAAGGCCACCAGCUAAACGGAAGGUUAAGCAGUUGACAAUGGGGCCAGUAGAAGCUGAGUACCGCUCUAGGCCCUCGUUAUCAUUUUAGUGUAUUCAAGGAGAUGGAUGAGCAACUUCUCUGUUUGCAAAGUCCAUGAUUCAAAUGUCACUUUAGUCUGUCACUUUUGUCCAAAAUUCAUCACGUUCUUUCGACUUGUAAAGCGACAGGCGCACGUUGGGUAGCUGUGUUUACGUUUCACUUGUUCUUCCAACCACAGGAGCCAGCACAAAGUGCUUUGUGCAUAUUAUGCACAUUACGGCUGUUGUGUCCGGUCUGAUUAGAUCCGGUUUGUCACAAUUUGCGCAGAGUUGUAGCAUGGAGUGCUUAGCAGAGGAGCACUGUAGAAUAUCAUUACUCGCAUUUAAGUUCAUUCGGAUGUCUGUCAUACAAAUCAUCGCUUUAGCUACUAAACCUGAGUGAAUGAACACGGUUCGUCAAUUUAUAAAGACAGUGCGAACAUUCUACAUUCUGUUUGGACAUUCUACCUACAGCUGUCGGGACAUUCUUGUUCAUAUGUACUUAUUUUUCUUCACUUUUAUAAAGUGGUCCAUUCCGAAGGCACCGCAGGAGCUUUUUUGUACCUUCUGUCAGGUAUUGAGUCGAAGUAUAUCAACUCGCCAAAAUUUUAUUGCUAAAUAUACCAUUUGCCUUGAAGGGCCGUGGAGUUUAUCAAACAAUUAUAUUGUUGAAUAGGAUUCCAGCAUCUUGCCUACCUCAGAACGAGCAACUCUGCAAGGAAAACAGUACACAUUUCUACUUCAC